Fimicolochytrium jonesii is the source of this 1560-nucleotide messenger RNA. Its product is annotated as velvet factor-domain-containing protein. The coding region runs from base 1 to 1560 and encodes 519 amino acids. The transcript is spliced from 9 exons. Lineage: Eukaryota; Fungi; Chytridiomycota; Chytridiomycetes; Spizellomycetales; Powellomycetaceae. The record is from RefSeq and is a predicted model, not a curated record.
AUGGGUCCUUAUAACAACUCCUCUGGCACUUCAAGAACACCGGUUCCGCCACAGCAGGAAGGGCUCAUCCAUCAUCAACAGCCAGGUCCGUCCCAGCAAAAUUCCCAUCGUGGCUUGCCGCAGACACCGAGCGGCACUACUCCACCGAGAAUCUGGGAUGGGUGUCUGCGGAAAGCAUGGAUGAUGCAUCCAGGGGCCGUUCAUAUCCUACAGCAACCCUCAAGAGCGCGCAUGUCUGGAUUCGGAAAUUCCGAUAGGAGACCGGUAGAUCCACCAGCGAUCCUACAAGUCACCGCCUUCGAUGCCGCCGGAAUGCAACCCAUCAGUGCGGAUGAAGCUUCACGGCUCGUUGUCCAUGCAUCGCUAUGGAGCGCGAACGGUCGAGAAGACCGGAAUGUGGUCGUCAGUCCAUACUACUAUGUAUCGCGGACCGGUCAUGGGACAGGCGACGACGAGGCAGGCAUAUCAGCAAGGGACGGCGAGGACGGCGCUGACAUGAUGGACGACCACGAGAAUCCGGACAAUUGGCAUGAUGGGUCGUCAAGUACGCCAGAACCAUCACAAGCAGCCGAUUCAGUCCCUCCUCCCAACCUUGCUAUCCUAAAACCGGCCGUAGACCAUGAUCAAGACAUCCUCCGGAAUCGGUCUCCAUCGACGGUAGAUCCCAUUACUCGUUUAAAGCGACCGUCUGAAACGUCUCUGACCGCGGACGCGGAAAGCGAUCUAAGCGGUCAGCAUGGGUACUUUGCGAUCUUCUCCGACUUAUCGAUUCGAACGCCGGGCGAAUAUAGAAUACGAUUCAGCUUAUUACAGCUGUUUCCCGCUACUGGGGCAACGGUGGAAAGUAGCCCAUCUACACCGAUCCUCGCCACAGCACUGAGCGACGUUAUAUCCGUCUAUCAGCCAAAGCGGUUCCCUGGUCUAUUGAGCACCACGGCGAUUUCAGAGCACUUUGCCAAACAAGGAGUGCCAAUACACGUGCGCAAGUUCAGCGUCAAGAACAGUCGAGAACCUCUCUCGCGCCCUACCGCGCUUCUCGCCACACUCUUUCGCACCACUCUAUAUAUCCGCUUGCAAUCGAUCCUACGUCACAUUGCAACGACAGCCGUUUUCCGAGUCGCUCUCCCAGGUCUUCCGGCCCAAGCCGGUUUGGCGUCUCCCCCGUUCCUUUUGCCCCCGCGCGUUCCAGCCUGCAACCAGGGUCAAUCACACUUGCCCAGUUUCAGCAUCGCGGCCUCUAUAUCUGCAACCACUCGGCUUGAUCCCGGCCCAGCUUCUUCCCUCGACCGCCGUACUCUGAUCACGUUAAAUAAGCGGCCCGGUUCGCUUUGGGUAGUCGAAAGGGGAUUUCACUUCAACGUGCACUUCUUUUUGGGCACAUCGGCUGAUACAGGGGCGACAGCCGGCCGCCCUCAUCUACCCUUAGCACGUUCGUUGGUUUUGCUACCGUUUCCUCGACAUCAUUUUGCAAUGCUAGACAAUGCGACGCAGCGCCUGAUGAGUUUGAUGCGGAAAUCUGUUGAGGCCACCGACGUCGAGCACAGCGGACCUACUGCUUAG